AUCUUUUUAUUUCGCAGUCACGUUUCGUCGCCUUUGUGCAAAUUUACUGUGCCUGAUUUUUGUGUGGAAUUUUUUUUAUUUCAAGAACUUCUUAGAUAAUUUUGAGGAUGGAAGACAGAGUUGCGGCAGUUUUUAAAGGCACGACCGUCUUCAUAAGCGGCGGCACAGGCUUCAUCGGCAAAGUGCUGAUCGAAAAGCUGCUGAGAUGCUGUCAGGUCAAGCAGAUCUUCGUCCUCAUUCGCAGGAAGAAGGGCAUGUCGAUCAACGAACGCAUCAACCACAUGUUCAAGAAUCCGCUGUACGACACGUUGAGGGAGAGGGAUCCGGAGGCGUUCAAGAAGUGCACCGGCAUGUCGGGGGACGUUUGCGAGCCGAAUCUGGGCAUGUCGCAGUAUUUCAGGAAUCUGGUGAUCAACGAGGCCGAUUUCAUAUUCCAUUCGGCCGCCACGACCAGGUUCGACGACACCGUCAAGUACGCCGUCACCAUGAACACCAGGGGGACUAAAUUUAUGCUGGAUCUGGCCAAGGAGUGUAAAAAACUAAAAUUAUUUGUUCAUUUAUCCACUGCCUACGCGUUUCCCCAAGAAAAAGUGUUGGGGGAACGCCGCUACGAACCGCCAGCGAACCCGCACAGCGUCAUCGAAAGCCUGGAAUGGAUCAAGGACGACGCGUCUGAUAAGCUGACCAAAGAAAUCCUUCAAAACACCCCCAACACAUACACCUUUUCGAAGGCCUUGGCCGAAGAACUGGUCAACGAACAGGUGGGCAAGUUGCCCGUGUUGAUACUGCGUCCCUCGUUGGUGGUACCGAUCUUUGACUCACCUCUUAAAGGAUGGGUGAACAACUUGCAGGGACCGAUGGGGCUGUUCGUGGGCGCGGGCAAGGGGGUGAUCAGGUCCAUGUACAUGAACCCCAACGCGUACGCCAACCUCAUCCCCGUCGAUGCGGUGGUGAACAUAAUAUUGCUGAUGACCAGGGAAAAACUAACCAAGAAACUGGACGGACACAUAUAUAAUGCGGUGGUUCCGAAGGAGGAUAACAACAGGACAUGGCAGGAAAUUAUUGAUACCGGAAGAAAGAUCGUGGAGGAGGAAGUACCGUUCAACAUUGUACUUUGGUAUCCCGGAGGAAGCAUUCAAACUAAUAAAUAUGUGCAUUUGUUUAAUUUCUACAUGUUUCAACUUAUUCCUGCUAUUUUUGUUGACAUAUUACUCUAUAUUUUAGGUUACGACCCCAUAUUGUACACAUCACAAAGAAGGAUACAAAAGGCAGCUUCAAUGUUUGAGUUUUACACUGGAAGAAGCUGGGACUUUGACAAUUCGGCAGAAAUGGUGCGGGAUGGGAUGAACGAGAUUGAAACGAAGUUAUAUCGAAUCGAUUCUAAAAAUUUCGACGUCCACGACUACCUUGUGAACUGUAUGAUGACUGUUAAAAGAGUCAAUCUCCAUGAACCACUUGAAUACUUGCCCAAAGCCCAAAGAAACCUAAAAAUAUUAUAUUAUGUGGACCGAUUUUGCAAGGGUAUGUUUUUCGUGAUGGUGUUUUAUUAUAUUUUCAAGUUGGUUGUACAUCUCAUGUCAUAGAAUUGCAGAUAUUUUUUGGUGUGGGUUUGGUGACAAACGUUUUUUACUUGUAAAUUAUUUGUUUUAAUAAAAGUGCGAAAUGAA
Messenger RNA from Aethina tumida (small hive beetle), 1667 nucleotides. RefSeq names its product putative fatty acyl-CoA reductase CG5065. Gene Ontology annotation, cellular component: peroxisome. The transcript has 7 exons. The record is from RefSeq and is a predicted model, not a curated record. Lineage: Eukaryota; Metazoa; Arthropoda; Insecta; Coleoptera; Nitidulidae. Bases 108 to 1583 code for a protein of 491 amino acids. Gene Ontology annotation, biological process: long-chain fatty-acyl-CoA metabolic process. Gene Ontology annotation, molecular function: alcohol-forming very long-chain fatty acyl-CoA reductase (NADP+) activity.